Molecule: messenger RNA, 876 nt
Organism: Symbiodinium pilosum
Lineage: Eukaryota; Dinophyceae; Suessiales; Symbiodiniaceae
Source: the annotation of a GenBank genome assembly
AUGAUAUCUGCUGCCUGGGCCUGGGCGGCAGGCAACAAUCUUCUACGGAAGAAUGGAGUACACCUCGAAGAGGAAGCUCGUUUGGUUUUGAACGAGAAGUUUGAGUGCGCCGACCUCACCCAACACCAGACGGAGCUGGAUGGCACGAUCGAAAUGCAGGAUGAUUCGGGCUUCUUGCUGGGCUCAGACAUCCCGAACAUUGAUGCAACGGACGCCUCGAUUGUCAAUGGCCUUGCGGGCAGCUCCUCGGAUCCUGCAGGGCUACGCGAUCAGAUUGCGCAAGUCUUGAAUUCCAUGAAGUCGCUCUUCAAGGAUAUGACCCAGAAGCAAGCAGAGUGCAUCUCAAAGACACCAGACAAGCCGUGGUCUAUCAAAGCCGAUGGUGCCGCAUCCCCAAAAGGGGACAGGAAGAAGAAGUCCAGCAAGGAUAAGAAAGGUGCCAAAGACAAGCCCUCAAAGGGUUUGCUUGAGCAGGCCACGGGUAAUGAUGAUCAUGAUGAAGGUCCUGACUCCGACGAUCUGGAUGCUAUGGACAGCGAUUGCGACCUAGCGGAUGAGUUGCUGGUUGGCUUUGAAGCAGGGGCCUUCUUGGGUGGCAAUACAUUGGACGCGGUUGAAGCCUAUACGGCUUUGUUUUCUGACUACUGGGAGAAGUUCAGGCAUAUCCACCCGGCCUAUGAGGAUGGUGUGGAUGCAGCUUUGUUUCCAAUCGGGAUGUCCAAAUACAACCGUGUAGUCUUCCAAAAGACUAAGCUGACGUUCCGCCUUGUCGUCAUCGGCAUCAAAGGCGAUUGGCCUUAUCUCAGGAAAGCAAUGCAUCUUUCUACCGGGUUCACUUCAAGACGGGUCUGUCAUCUUUGUGAGCAGGACACUUGA